Molecule: messenger RNA, 444 nt
Organism: Trichomonas vaginalis G3
Lineage: Eukaryota; Parabasalia; Trichomonadida; Trichomonadidae
Product: calcium-binding protein family
Exons: 1
Coding region: 1-444 (147 amino acids)
Cellular component (GO): myosin II complex
Molecular function (GO): calcium ion binding
Source: RefSeq, a predicted model, not a curated record
AUGAGUUUUCAAGGAAUUGUUACCCCCGAACAGAUGGAAAGCCUUCAGAAUGCAUUCGAUACAUUUGAUUCCAAUUCGGAUAAUUGUUUGGAACCAAAUGAACUUGAAUCCGCUUUAAGAGCCUUAGGAUUCAAUCCUAAAAAGGAAGAAAUUCAAGAUAUGAUCGAAGAUACAGGCAAUACUCCAAUUGACAUGAAAGCCUUUGUUUAUAUUGUUUAUCAUCAUUCAAGAAAUGUCGAUGUCGAAAAAGAAUUAAUUGAUUCUUUCAGGGUUUUCGAUAAAGAAGGAACUUCAAAACUUCCAGAAUCUAAGAUCAGAGAAAUUCUAAAGAAUAUCAGAAAGCCUCUCACUGAUGAUGAAAUUUCUGAAAUCUUAAAUAGAGCACAGAGCCAAAAUGGUUAUGUUAAUUACGUUUCUUUUGUUCAUGAAAUGAUGAACCUUUAA